AUGAUGCCAACGACACCUACAUUGUCGGUGGUUGUUCACUCCGAGCUAUCACGGCUUCAGAUGCAGGCUGACAAGCGCAGGUCUUCGUUCCACCCUAGAGCGUCUCGCAGUGCAGUGUCGGUAGCUACCACUGCCGACUCCCCGGCCAUCGGCGCGGCGCGUGGCGCCUGGGAAGUCGGUGCUUCACCCGCCGACUGGCCGGAGUGUGGACCCGGAAUUAACCUAGAGAGUUUUCUCGAAUUCCCCGGGCAAAGACCCCUUCGCAUCUCCGGCGACACAGCUGCAUUUUCUGCCGUUUAUAUACAUCAAAGUCACUUCGCGAACAUGAACGAACCCAUCGAGAUUCUGGGCCAGCAGCCCACUCUCAAAAUCUACACCCAGAUGGCGGUCUGCUUUUCUGUCGAAGAUGACCAAUCCUAUGCAAACAUCACCAAAACUCUGUCGAGCGGUCUUGAGCGACUUACCGCCGGGUUUCCCUGGGUUGCAGGGCAGAUAAUCAACGAGGGCGCGAGCGAAGGUAACACAGGCAUCUUCAAGAUCGCGCCACUGGAACCAACCCCGCCCUUGAUUGUCAAGGAUCUGAGAGAGGACCCAUCAGUAUCGUCGAUGAAAGAUAUGAAAACGUCAGGCUUUCCCUUCGCCAUGCUUGACGAAAGCAUCGUCUGUCCUCGCCCGACUCUACCGAUCGAUCCCAAUCUAGUAGGGAAACCUGAGCCAGUUUUCAUCACCCAAGCUACAUUCAUCAAAGGCGGGCUCGUUCUCGCGUUCCUUGGCCACCAUCAGGUGCUCGAUGGAACCGGGCAAGGACAACUCAUCAAACUCCUGUCCAAGGCGUGUAAGGGCGAAGACUUCACCGAAGAGGAAGUAGCAACUGGGAACCUGACACGCCAGAACGUCAUUCCCCUCCUCGAGAACUUUAAGGGAGGGUCUGAGACUGAUGCGAUGAUCAUCAUGCCCUCAGCAACGCCAUCAUCGCCACCUGCCACAUGUAGCUGGGCUUACUUUGACUUUUCGUCAGAUUCUCUGUCAGCUUUGAAGUCAUUGGCUUCUGAGGCGGUCACGUCAGGCUACAUCACAACAGACGAUGCCCUUACUGCCUUCGUCUGGCAGUCAAUCAGUCGCAUUCGUGUGAAGCGCUUACCGAACGACGCGGCAACUAAGCUCGCUCGAGCUAUCAAUGUGCGAGGUUAUAUGGGAAUCCCUCAAACGUUUCCAGCCCUCAUACAAAGCAUGACGAACAAUUCCAUGGCGAUCAAGGACCUCGUCGAAAGACCACUGGGGGAAGCGGCAUCUCAGCUCCGAUCUGCUGUGGAUCCUACAGCCUUGAGCUAUGGAGUACGAGCUUUGGCGACACUCAUGAACCAAGCGGCCGAUAAGAGUGUCUUCUCAUUCACCGGGACCCUUCAUCUCGAUAGAGACUUGGCCUUUAGUUCCUGGGCGAAACUCGAUCUUUAUGAGCACGACUUUGGAUUGGGAUUGGGCAAGCCUGAGUCGGUCCGGAGACCGCAAUUCACACCCGUGGAGAGUCUUGGCUACCUGCUUCCCAAGGCACCAGAUGGCAGCAUCGCCCUAGCAAUAUGUUUAAGGGACGAGGACAUGAAUGGGUUAAAGAAGGAUGAAUUAUGGUUGAAGUAUUCAAAGUACAUAGGAAAGUAA
Molecule: messenger RNA, 1656 nt
Organism: Colletotrichum paranaense
Lineage: Eukaryota; Fungi; Ascomycota; Sordariomycetes; Glomerellales; Glomerellaceae
Product: trichothecene 3-O-acetyltransferase
Exons: 4
Coding region: 1-1656 (551 amino acids)
Source: RefSeq, a predicted model, not a curated record